Microbotryum saponariae is the source of this 2305-nucleotide messenger RNA. NCBI's taxonomy places the organism in Eukaryota, Fungi, Basidiomycota, Microbotryomycetes, Microbotryales, Microbotryaceae. The record is from the annotation of a GenBank genome assembly.
AUGACCCGAUUAACGCCCUACCUCACGCGCGUACUCAAGACGCACAGCAGUCGAUCGUCGACCUCGCUGUUGCAUACCCGUCAAACCGGGAUCCCGCUCGUCGCUUCGUCGCUCAAGAAGAAGUCGUCGUCGUCGUCGUGUUUUAGCACUUCGGCGCUGCUCAAGGAGAAGCAUGCCCAGACGACGAGUCCCCCUAUCGUUGGCUCACCUGUGACGGGGCAGGAUUUGAUGACGGGGGAGAUGCUGGUGGGCGCAGAUAUCGAUGUAGGUUAUCUUCUCCCGUUCGGGGUUGGCGACAAAUGGGGAUCGAUUCGGGGACGAGAUGAGACGUCGAACCCCGAGUGUGUGACUCGUCGUGCUUGCGAUCGGACCUUUUCUACUACUCCUACAUGCACACUGACGCUCGACUGUUUCCGCCAGCCCUCGGCGCUCCAAGUCGAGCUCACGUCGUCGCCCAAGACGAUCCCUCCCUCCAACCAGUUGCAGUUCGGUCGCACCUUCACCGACCACAUGUUGACCAUCCCUUGGAACGUGCAAUCCGGGUGAGACUACCUUUACGGCCAUUCCGGGGAAUCGUUCAGGUGGUGGCGGGAUCGUACCGGACCGACGAACACGUUUUGCUCUGCCGCCGCGCCGCGUUCCUCGUUGGCGCGGGCCCCACCUCUCGGCAAGCCGGCCGUCGCACGCCUCGAGCCGUCGGUCCGGAAUUUCCAUCGCCCCCCCCCCCCCCCCCCCCCCCACACUCGGAUCCAAGCGCCCGUAUCCUCGCCAUACCCCGCCAAAACAACCUACUAAAACUCCGUUCAUCCUUGCACAGCUGGGGCACGCCCAAGAUCGUCCCUUACGCACCCUUGCAAUUGGACCCGUCCUCGACCGUGCUGCACUAUGCCCCUACAUUGUUCGAAGGCAUGAAGGCGUACAAGGAUGAGAAAGGCCAGGUUAGGUUGUUUAGGCCUGAUAAGGUGCGGUUUGUAGCGUGGCGAUCAGGAGGCAAUGGGAUGCACGAUGAGGUGUGGGCGUACUGAGGUUGUAUGUUUCUCGUGUGGGGUGCAGAACAUGGAACGUAUGACGAGGAGUGCGGCGAGGUUGGCGUUCCCCGUACGUGUUUCGGUCCUCAGCGGAAUCAUCUCUCUAUCUCAUGGGGUUCGUAUUGAACCCGCAACCUCUUCCGACCCCAGGACUUCACGGGCGACCACCUCACGACCCUGAUCAAGAAGCUCGUCGACGUCGACUCGAAAUGGGUCCCUUCCGAACAAGGCACCUCACUCUGUACGUUGGUCGCGCGGGAUUGCGAUUUCGGCGACGAGUACGAGAACUGAUCAUUUACACCUUGUCGCGGCAUGGUCCAAAGACAUUCGCCCUACGAUGAUUGGUACACAAGCUGGGUUGGGCGUUGGCGCUUCGACUGAUGUUUUGCUUUUCGUCAUGUGAGCCCACGCGCCAUUUCUGUCCAGUAGCAAGUUCGCCGAAAUCUGACUUUUGGUGUGUCCCUUCUUCCUGGGUGACAAGUGCGUGCCCCGUCGGUCCUUACUACUCGACCGGGUUCAAGCCCGUCAAGUUGCUCGCGACCGCCAAGGACGUCCGUGCUUGGCCCGGAGGAACGGGUGGUUACAAGUUGGGAUCCAACUGUACGCAUACGCAUUGCCCGAUAUCUCAAGAUAUCAAGACUCUGCACUGACUUGGCAUGUAAAUGCUUUCCCUUCUAGACGCCGCCGGUGUGGUCCCCCAACAAGCCGCCGCCGCUUUAGGUUACCAACAAAUCCUGUGGCUCUACGGGCCCGAACACCAAUUGACCGAAGUAGGCACCAUGAACCUGUUCGUUGUCCUCUCCCACCCAGACGGGACGACCGAACUCGUCACCCCUCCCUUGGAGGACAUGAUCCUUCCCGGCGUGACACGAGAUUCCGUCUUGGCGUUGGCUAGGGCACACGAGAAGGGUGAAGCCAAGUUGGAAGGCCUGCUGGACAAGUUCAAGGUAUCGGAGAGGAAUUUGACGAUGCCGCAGUUGAGGCAGGCGAGUAAGGAUGGGAGUUUGAAGGAGGUCUUUGGUUCGGGAACGGUACGUCCUUCUCUCUCCCUUACGCGAAUUACAUCUCCCCUUCUGCUAUAGUCAUUAACUCUCUCGUAUCCCCCCACCGAUCAGGCCGCCAUCGUAUCACCCGUAUCCGGGAUCGGGUACGAAUCCGAACUCAUCGACGUGCCCCAUGGCGAAGAUGGUCUCGGUGACGUUGCGAGGGUCAUGCUGAGGGAGAUUGUCGGACGACAGACGGGCAGGAUCGAGAGUGAGUGGAGUGUGGUCGUUUAA